Hansenula anomala is the source of this 969-nucleotide messenger RNA. RefSeq lists its product as uncharacterized. The transcript has a single exon. Lineage: Eukaryota; Fungi; Ascomycota; Saccharomycetes; Phaffomycetales; Wickerhamomycetaceae. The coding region runs from base 1 to 969 and encodes 322 amino acids. The record is from RefSeq and is a predicted model, not a curated record.
AUGGUCAACACUCAAUGGGAAGCGAUGAAGGACCUUUGUCCUUCUAAUCCAAGUUUUUUACCACAAGAUUAUCCAGAUUUAACAGACAAAAUUGCUUUAAUUACAGGUUCAAAUACUGGUGUUGGAUAUGAAAGUGCAAAAGCAUUACUAAAGCAAAAUGCUACAGUGAUUUUCCUCAAUAGAAAUCUUGAAAAGACUGAAGACGCAAUUGAACGUAUUAAAAAAGAGUUACAUGACAAAGAUCUAAACAAAAAGAUCUUUUCAUUCAGAGCUGAUCUAAGUGAUUUAUCAAGUAUUAAACCUGCAGUUGACAAAAUCAAAUCAAUGUUCCAUGAAAUUCAUUUCACUAUAUUGAAUGCAGGUGUUAUGCAACCUCCUGAUGGAUCCAAAACAAAACAAGGUUAUGAAUUGCAAAUUGGUACUAAUGUCCUUGGACACCAUUUACUACAACUUUUAUUAACACCAUUAGUAUUGAAUGCAGCUACACCGGAUUUUAAUCCAAGAGUUGUUUGGUUGACUUCGUCUGCUCAUUUGUUAUCUUACCCUAAAGGUGGUAUCAAAUGGGAUAGUUUCCAUGAUGCUAGCAAUUCAAGUUCAAUGACAUGUUAUGGACAAUCUAAAACAGGUAACAUGUAUCAAGCCUAUAUAUAUGGGAAGUUGCAUAAAAAAGAUGGUAUCAUUAGUGUUGGUGUUCAUCCUGGUUAUUUGAACUCUGAAUUACAAAGAUCAUAUGGAAAAUUUAAGCAAUUUUUUUUGAAAAAAAUAUUUUAUCCGCCUGUAUAUGGUUCAUAUACUGAAUUAUUUGGUGCACUGAGUCCAGAUGUCACUUUGGAAGAUAAAUAUGGUCGAUAUAUUGGACCAUGGGGUGAAUUCAGACUCCUAAGAGAUGAUAUUCAAGAGGGUUUAAGUGAUGGAACUGCACAAAAGUUUUGGGAUUGGGCCUCAAAAGAGGUUGAGCCUUAUAUAUGA